CUUGAACGCGUUCUCGUGACGCGCCCUGCUCGCUUUCUUGGUUUCCUUCUUGACAUUUACAGGCUGUUCCAAUGGGACCAAACGGUGCUAAGGGAAGCACAGAAGUCCUUUUUUUUGCUGACUCCGACGAUGAGCCCGCUGCUGGGGAUGCUCCCAUGAACGUCGAGGAGGUUACACACUUACCUCAGAGACGAAAUUCGGAGCCACUUUUUCUGGGCAACGAAGAUUCUGGCGAUGAUAGCAAUGCGUACAAAGUAUCCAUGGAUCUGGACGACGAGAGUCAUGAUGUGACGCAAAGGUCGCGUUCGGAGCCUCUCUUUUUGGAGGAUAGUGAAGACGACGAACCCUUGUAUCCUACUGCUCCUUCUGCUUCAUCGAAGGGCAAACGGCCAAUGAUAAAGGAGCCCUGUGAUAGCGAUAUUGAGGUUAGUUCUGUUGCAGACGUGCCUCGGGCGUCGAGCGUCAGUUCGUUCUCAGAUCGGGUCUCCGUUUCUCCUCCACCUGUCACUGGAAAGAGUAAAGAAAAGAGGUCUCCCGAGAAACCGCCAAUAAAGAAGAGAAAGAUUUCGCAUCCUUCCGGUUUACCGGCCGUCGAGCUGGAUAUCACUCUGUUUAAAGCCACCUACAUCGGCGAGUUCGUGGUCCCAAACGCAUGGAGUAAUGUCUCUGGAAAGGGAUAUGUAAAGCGCAAUGAUAUUGUGCGCAUAGAACGUGAUCAAAAGGAUAGAUCACAGUCCACCCCCGGCGAGAAGAAGGAGAAGCCGACGAUGAAAGGGAAUGGGAAAAAACAGCUUUCCAUCGCGACAAUGUUCAGGCCUCAGCCUGUCCAACCAUCUAGAAAGAAAGGAGAUAGUAUUGUUCGCUUGCUUAACAGUCGUGGGCUCGAGUUUGGGCGUCUUCCCCAAGACAUUUCUUCUUGGGUUGCUAAACUUCUUGAUCUCGGCAUUGUCGAGCUUCGCGGAAAGAUGACUGACUGUCCUGAAAGACUAUCGACGGGAGCAAGUCUCAUCGUUACCAUCGAUGUCUAUAUGCUUCCGGCUGCAUUCGUUCCUGUUGGUCGCGCUAGUGAAAACGGGUCAAAAUUAGAUUUCAGCGAAGGUUCUGAGACACAAGGAGAACUGGACCUUCGCGAAAGAAAGAGUGCUGUUCUCAAAAUGUUUGACGUUCUUGGUCUAAAGCCCCAAGCUGGGGCGAUACAGAGAAGCGGGAAACAGGAAGAACAGCUGCACCAAAACGCACUUGCGCAACUCGCUAAGCAAAAGGUCAAGGCUAAGGAGAUCGUCGGUGACGGUGAAGAGAUCGAGGUUGAAGAAGCGGAAAAUCUUUCUAAGAACGAUCUUGACAUGAUAUAUGAAAAAGCUCAGCAAAGUGAUCGUACAAUGGGAGAAAUGGAGCCUGCUGAUACGUUCAAUCUGUCGUUACGAGGUUAUCAAAAACAGGCGUUAUUUUGGAUGCAAUCUCUAGAGUCGGGUAAAAGCGAUGCUCGAGAGGCGACUUCAAUGCACCCACUCUGGUGCCAGUAUGCAUUUCCGAUCAAAACUGACUCUGAGAUAAUAGAUUUGACGGAAGAUGAGAAGCCGUUCUAUUUCAAUCCGUACUCGGGUGAACUGUGUUUGACUUUUCCCAAGGCAGAAAGAAAUUGCCGGGGCGGAAUCCUUGCGUUCGUCUUUAACUUGGGCAUGGGAAAAACGAUUAUGUUGUCUUCUCUCAUUCAUACCCAUCUAGCAUCUGAUAAGGAUGUAUCCGAAGUUGCUACAGCCUCUACAAAAAGCAAGCAACUCAGGCUUGACGCUGCGUUCAAGCCCGCUGCUCGCAGGAAGUCCUCUAAACCUCCUAAUGCAACACUAAUCGUCGCUCCGACAUCUCUACUUGGGCAAUGGGCCGAUGAGCUGGAGAGGUCAAGUAAACAGGGCACAGUCAAAGUUCAGGUUUGGCACGGCCAAAACCGUCUCGAUUUGGAUACAGCCAUGAAAGAUGACGAGGGCGAUACAUCGAUCAAGAUAAUCGUGACUUCUUAUGGUGUGCUGGUGUCCGAGCAUGCUAAGUCUGAGAAGUCCAGUAGUUGGAAUUCUCCUAUCUUUGAGACCGAGUGGCUACGGGUAGUCUUAGACGAAGCUCAUGCCUGUAAAUCGCGGACCAGUAAAACCGCGAAGGCAGUGUACGCUUUGCGUGCGAGACGAAGAUGGGCUGUUACCGGUAUUGUACCUAACCUACUUUUUUGUAGACGAUUCUUGGACUUCAAGCCGUGGUCCGAUUUCUCUUUCUUUCGAUCCUUCAUUACGGUUCCCUUUCUCGCCCAUGAUCCUAAAGCCAUCGAGGUUGUUCAGGUGAUCCUGGAGUCAGUAUUAUUGCGACGUGAGAAAACCAUGUGCGACGCAAGCGGCAAGAAAAUUGUUGAUCUGCCUUCCAAGGAGGUGGUUGUUGAGUACCUGGAAUUUUCGAUGGCUGAAAGGAAGCUGUAUGAUUCGAUCUAUAAUCCGAUCAAGAGGAACUUCGAUCAGCUCAGUGCUAAGGGCUUGGUUGGAAAAAAUUAUACUCACAUCCUGGCGAUGUUGAUGAGGUUGCGUCGUGCUGUGCUUCACCCAAGUCUUGUCCUUUCGCCUGAGGAAGACCGCGCCUUGUCUCCGUCCGGCGAUGGCUUCAUAGAGAUUAAAGAUAUCCUCGGCGCAUUCCAGGAGAAUGAGGGGAAUAGUGCUUCAGGAAGCAACGUCUUCGCUCAAAAUGCUCUUGCCAACCUAGGCGAUGACACUCCCGAAUGUCCCAUCUGUAUGGAUGUUAUGGAUAAACCUAUGCUUGUUGCAGGAUGCAUGCAUCAGUGUUGCAAAGACUGCAUAAACAUGUUUAUAGCAACAUGUGAAGAGAAGGGACAGGAACCUGGCUGUCCGACCUGUUCUCGUCGUCCAAUUAAGAUAAACGAACUCAUAGAAGUAGUGAAACCGCAAAACCCGACAGUCUCUGGACCUGUGGUCAAACAAGGCACUCAAGUUAUACUCAGAAAGAAUAAUUUCCAGUCUUCCACUAAACUCGAUGCUUUGCUGCAGAACCUACUACGACUCCGUGACCAAGAUCCUUGUUUUCGUGCUGUCGUUUUCUCGCAGUUCACCUCAUUCCUUGAUCUAAUUGAAAGGGCGCUCAAACGUGAUCAGUUUGACUUCUAUCGUUUUGACGGUUCUAUGGAUGUCAAGAGAAGAACUGCAGCUCUAAAUGACUUCAAGUCAACGUCAAGGACACCAAAGGUGCUUAUUGUGAGCCUUAAAGCAGGCGGUGUUGGUUUGAAUCUAACGAAUGCUAACCAUGUUUUCAUGAUGGACUGUUGGUGGAACGCUGCCACCGAAAAUCAAGCUGUUGACCGAGUCCAUCGUUUGGGACAACAGAAAACUGUCUAUGUCAAGCACUUUAUUGUAUCAAAUACCAUCGAAGGCAGGAUCCUACAAAUCCAGAAACGGAAAACUGCCAUCGUGAAGGAGGCUUUUAGGGGAAGCGGUACAGGAGCAGAGAAAGAGAGCCUGGAGAAUCUGAAGAUUAUGUUCGGGGACGAGUAGAGCGGCCUAGGACGGGCUUGUGAAAGUCUACGAUGUUGUUGGUGGCUGCGCAUUUGUAUUUAGUUACACCUAGACGAAUCCUGGCUCAAUCCCUUGCUUAGCGGUGGUUACCCGA
This is a messenger RNA of Desarmillaria tabescens, 3657 nucleotides long. Its product is annotated as P-loop containing nucleoside triphosphate hydrolase protein. Lineage: Eukaryota; Fungi; Basidiomycota; Agaricomycetes; Agaricales; Physalacriaceae. Gene Ontology annotation, biological process: DNA repair. The transcript is spliced from 19 exons. The record is from RefSeq and is a predicted model, not a curated record. Gene Ontology annotation, molecular function: hydrolase activity, acting on acid anhydrides, in phosphorus-containing anhydrides; ATP binding; ATP-dependent chromatin remodeler activity. Bases 72 to 3542 code for a protein of 1156 amino acids. Gene Ontology annotation, cellular component: nucleus.